UAAAUGUAUGAGGAGAAAGGAUAUUCGUCCGGAUAGUUUAUUUUUUUUAUUUAAUAAAAAUAUAUUAACAGGAUACAGACAACAUUAUUAUUAUUAUUAGCUUGAGUUUUUUGUUGGGAGAGGUAGAGAAAUUAAUUUCAGCCAAUAGCGACAGGCGUUACACGUAAAUAUUUUAACUCGACAGAAACUAUAGAGUAUUGAAAAAAUAUAAUAAUAAUUAUGCGAAUGUAUUGCCAAUCUGACUGACUAGUGAUUGGUAACUGGUUUUGACUUGCUUGGCUCUGGCUCUGGUUUUGAUGUCCACGUGCAAGUAGUAUUUUUUUCUAACCAAUAAAAUUUUCCAUCAAGUUGAUUUUAAAAUACUUGUUAAUAAACAAUGGAAGAUACUAAAAUAAUUGGAUUUGGUGAUCCAAAUGAAGUGGACAGUGAUGAUGGCUAUAAUAAUGUACCAUUAAAAAAUAAAUCUAAAAAAGGCGGUGGUUUUCAAUGCAUGGGAUUGAGUGAUAAUGUUCUUAAAGGUAUCACUAAAAGAGGUUACAAACUUCCCACGCCGAUUCAAAGAAAAACUAUUCCAUUGGCAUUGGAAGGACGAGAUGUAGUUGCCAUGGCGAGGACAGGUAGUGGAAAAACAGCCUGUUUCUUAAUUCCAAUGUUUGAAAAAUUAAAAACAAGACAAGCUAAAGUUGGUGCUAGAGCAUUGAUUUUAUCACCAACACGUGAAUUAGCAUUGCAAACGUUAAAAUUUCUAAAAGAACUUGCUAAAUAUACGGAUUUAAAAGCUUCUGUUGUAUUGGGUGGUGACAGUAUGGAGGAUCAGUUUGAAAGUAUUCACAGUAGUCCAGAUAUUAUUGUUGCAACACCUGGACGUUUUCUUCAUGUUUGCGUUGAGAUGGAUCUCAAGUUGGAUAAUAUUGAAUAUGUUGUAUACGACGAAGCUGAUAGAUUAUUUGAAAUGGGAUGGGGAGAACAAAUAAAUGAAAUAGCUAAUCGAUUACCAGAAUCACGUCAAACAUUACUUUUCUCAGCAACUCUUCCUAAAGUUUUAGUUGAGUUUGCAAAAGCUGGUCUUAGUGAUCCAGUUCUUAUACGUCUUGAUGUUGAGAGUAAAUUACCAAAUGAAAUAAAGCUAUCGUUUAUAACUUGUAGACCUGAAGAAAAAUUAGCUGUUUUGUUAUGUUUACUUAAAUAUGUAAUUAAAAAAGAUUCACAGACAAUCGUAUUUGCUGCCACAAUGCAUCACGUUGAAUAUAUUCAUAUGAUAUUAGACCAUGCUAAUAUUACAAAUACUUUUAUUUACUCAAAUUUAGAUGCCACAGCACGUAAAAUAAAUGCUGCUAAAUUUCAAGCUAAAGUUGCUAAAGUUUUGGUUGUAACAGAUGUAGCAGCUCGAGGAAUUGAUAUUCCACAUUUAGAUAAUGUAAUUAAUUUUAAUUUUCCAGCUAAGAGUAAGCUUUUUGUACAUCGAGUUGGACGUUGUGCUCGAGCUGGACGAACUGGAACAGCAUACAACAUAGUUUCUAACGAUGAAUAUGCAUAUCUUUUGGAUUUACAUCUCUUCUUAGGUUCACCUUUUAACAUAGUGCCACAGCAAUCAACUGGAAAAAGUAUUGAAGGUGCUAUUGGUAAAUUGCCACAAUCUAUGAUCGAGCAGGAACUCGCUGAAUUAAUUACUUGCCAUGAUAAUACUGAUAUUCAAAAUAUGCAAAAUGUAGCAAAAAAUGGGUAUCAACAAUACAUUCGUUCAAGACCAGCAGCGUCAACGGCCAGUGUAAAAAGAGUUAAAGAAUUGGAUAUAGCAAAUGCUGGCGUACAUUCUGAAUUCGCGGACAUGGCACCAAAAAUUGAUGAUUUAUUGACACAAAUGAAAAGUUACAGACCAAGAGGGACUGUAUUUGAAGUAUGCAAGAAGCCAUCGUCAACUGAUUACAAAGUAAUGAUAGCAAAACGUGCAUUUCAUAAUGAUUUAAUAACAAAAUUUAAAUCAAAACAAGUUGAAAGACAAGAAAAUACAUUAAAAAUUAUAAAUAGUACAAAACAAGAAUCAAAACUUGUGACAAGUACUAAUGAUGAAAUUAAUGAAGCAUUUAAAGAAGUUGUUAAACCCAAGAAAAGAAAAAUUGAUGAUUUAUACAGAGAACCCAAGAAAAAGAAACGAGGAAUUCGGGAUGAAGAAUUUUAUAUCCCUUAUUCCGCUCCAGAUAAACACACUGAAGACGGACUUGCUGUGAAUAAUUUUGCAACUUCAGCCGAGCGAGAACAAAUGGACUUGACUGGUGAUAAUGAAGACGCAUUUCGACAACAGAAACAAAUGAAAAAAUGGGAUAGAAAAAAGAAAAAAAUGGUUACCAUUAAUAAUACUUCAAAGGUGGGGAAAAUUCGUACGGAAUCAGGCGCAUGGAUCUCAGCUUCCUUUAAGUCAAAUCGUUAUCAACAAUGGAAAGAUAAAUCUAAAAUUGAUAGUCGAGAUAAUGAUGAUGAUGAUGAUGAUGAUGAAGAACCGGAGCAUAUGAGAAAAUUAAAAACAACUCCAAAUACUCAUUGGGCAAGACACAAUAGAAAAGUAAAAGAAAAAAUGAGGGUAAAAGAUGAAUUGAAGAGACCUGAACAAGUUAUGAAACAACGGAAAAUAAAAGAAAAGAAAAGAGAACGAGAGCAGCAACGCCACGGUAAAGAACACUAAUGGAGAAUUUCAAAAUGGCGGUGCGUCGUCAACCUGUUCGUCAAUUUACUCAGAAGAAUAAGAAGAAGAAAAAAAAAAAAUUUUGUUUGGUAUUCAAUCCUGUAAAGGCGAAGCUGGAUUAUCCCGCGUUCCGGACUCUGAACUGUGAAUCAAAAGAAAAAAAAAAUUUUUUUCUUUGGUAUUCUCAGUAGAGUUUACCUACAGUUUCAACCCAUGUAACACAAAUAUUACUACGGGUAUCAGUCGAAGGCGUUAGUCAUCAUACAAAAUGUUCUAACCCCCUAGACUGAUAUACUCAAACCGUAGUAAUAUUUUUGGGUUGGAUUAUAAUAUAGGUCCGGCAAUGUCCUAGAGAUGAAUUGCUGGACACGGAAGUGGGGUCACACCUGCGUAGCCAAACUGUCAAACAGUCCUCAGUAGAGGCGCUGUUUUUUAGUAUAGCUGAAUUAAAUUUUAAUUUAAAAUAAAUUAUUAAAAUUUAUAGCCUUUCAAAUUUGAUAUAAAAACGAUUCGUUGUUUAGUUGCUUGUUGUUGUUGUUGUCGUUAUUGCGUACCGUAUAAAAGGAGUGAAAGGAUUCCUGAUGCAAUAAUAGAAACAGUAACCCAUCAAGUUUAUUUUUGUACACACAAAAAUAAAAAAGAUUACUUUCAGAACAUCAAUUGUUUAAUUAAAUAUUUGUAUUUUAUCAUAAAAUUUUAAGUUUCAUUUUAUUUAAACAAAAUUAACAUAUUAUAACAAUAUCAAUAAUGAUUAAACACCAUUGUGUGACAUUACAUAUCAUAUAAUUUAUACAAAUUCAGCUGAUACAUAACUAAAAAAUUCAUUUUCAAUGCCUCCUAAGAAUUGAUUAAUCAUCUGCUAUUACUAUAUUAUAAUUUAUAUUUAUAUAUGAGUCAACUUAAUUUUUUUAAUUUAUGUUUUUUUUUAAAUUUCUUUUUCUUUAUUAUCCUGAGUAAUUUGUUCUCAGUAAAACUCGAGAGUAACGAGCUGUAAUUUAUGUUAGUCUGUUCACAUUACUCUACACUACUUCUGGCUUCCUUUGAAGCUCUUGCUUUUAACAGUCUUACAUUAGUUCUGAAGCUCCUUUCCACUUUAUUUCUGUAUUACUGAUAUGUAUUCCUUCUUAACGUUUCAUUUAAUAUGCUGGUAGUAGUAGUAGUACUAUAGGAGCUGCACUUGUGUAUCGUGGCAUGAUAAAUACAAUAUAUAGUAAUGUAUAUACUUAUUUGAUAGGAUAAAACUUGUUUGUAUUUAACCAAUAUCAUGUGGUGGAUCUCGUGUGGUUGAUUUUUCAACAAAAAAACCACCAAGUCCACGCCCUUGAAGUACUCAUUAAAGUUCACCAGUGUGACUACCAGACUAGAACCAUCCUAUGGUAUUUAAACUUCCGUCCAACCAACCAACACUUUCCCAUUUAAUGUAUCUUUGCAAUAAAACACAUGCACGAAAGCCUUGAACCUACAUAAUGUAUUUAGUUACAUGUUUUCUUAUAAAUAUUUAAAUUUUUCAACGGAUAUAUAUCUUUUUUAACACAUUAUUUCCACUUCAUUUUCAUUA
Messenger RNA from Microplitis mediator, 4238 nucleotides. RefSeq names its product ATP-dependent RNA helicase DDX54. NCBI's taxonomy places the organism in Eukaryota, Metazoa, Arthropoda, Insecta, Hymenoptera, Braconidae. The record is from RefSeq and is a predicted model, not a curated record. Bases 377 to 2680 code for a protein of 767 amino acids. The transcript is spliced from 12 exons. Gene Ontology annotation, molecular function: ATP binding; RNA helicase activity; RNA binding. Gene Ontology annotation, cellular component: nucleus.